Nerophis ophidion (straightnose pipefish) is the source of this 2725-nucleotide messenger RNA. RefSeq names its product alcohol dehydrogenase 1-like. The transcript has 12 exons. Gene Ontology annotation, cellular component: cytosol. Gene Ontology annotation, molecular function: S-(hydroxymethyl)glutathione dehydrogenase [NAD(P)+] activity; zinc ion binding. The record is from RefSeq and is a predicted model, not a curated record. Lineage: Eukaryota; Metazoa; Chordata; Actinopteri; Syngnathiformes; Syngnathidae. Gene Ontology annotation, biological process: formaldehyde catabolic process. The coding region runs from base 186 to 1424 and encodes 412 amino acids.
CAAUCAUUGACUAAACAUUACGGGCAGCGUUUGUAUUGAUAGUGACUACACAAUAGCGGCUGGAUAUUGGUAGGGACGUGUCCCUAGCGUCCCUACCCAAUUCUACGCCCUUGAUGGCGACAACAACCCCAGCUGCCUUUCUGCUUCUUUCCUGAGAACACAGCUGACAGCUGACAACACUGGACAUGUCCAUGGCUGGUAAGGUCAUUAAGUGCAAGGCAGCAGUAGCCUGGGAGCCAAACAAGCCUUUGGUGAUUGAGGAGAUUGAGGUUGAUCCACCGCAGGCCAAUGAGGUUCGCGUCAAGAUUGUGGCAACUGGCCUCUGCCGUACAGACCUCUACUACCUGUAUGACAGUGACAAUACAAAGAUCUUCCCAAUGGUCCUUGGCCACGAGGGAGCAGGCAUUGUGGAGAGCGUCGGUGCUAAAGUCACCGAAUUUCAACCAGGUGACAAAGUGAUCCCCCUGAUCAUUUCCCAGUGUCGAGAGUGUCGCUUUUGUAAGAGUCCUAAAACCAACCAGUGUGAAAAUGCAUGGGAUGUUGUUCCACACAAUGUGGAAAAAGCACCCGUCUCCAAGCUAAACUGCAACGGAAAGAAGUUGCUGCAGUUUAUGGGAAUCAGUACCUUCUCAGAGUACAGUGUGAUAAAUCAGAUUGCACUGGCCAAAAUUGACCCAGCUGCCCCCCUGGAUAAAGUGUGUCUCCUCGGCUGUGGGGUUUGCACAGGGUUUGGAGCUGCAGUCAAUGAUGCUAAGGUUGAACCGGGCUCUACCUGUGCUGUGUUUGGCCUGGGAGCCGUUGGGUUGGCGGCAAUCAUGGGUUGUAAAUAUGCUGGUGCCAAGAGGAUUAUUGCAGUCGAUGUCAAUGCAAACAAGUUUAAGAAGGCCGAGGAGUUUGGAGCCACAGACUGCGUAAACCCCAAGGAUCAGAGCAAAACCAUCAGCCAAGUGAUCUCUGAAAUGACCAACGGUGGAGUCGACUACUCUCUGGAGUGUGUGGGGGAUGUAGAACUCAUGCUGCCAUCGACACCCGUGAGACAUUGGCGUCAAGACACCCUUGGACAAACCCCUCCGACUAUCAGGAGAGUACAACCCGACCAUGGAAGGAGAUGUUCACGUCGCCAUGCACUAGAGUCCUGUCUGCAAGGCUGGGGUGUGAGUGUGAUUGUUGGUUGGACAGACAGGCAUGAUGUUUCCGUUCGUCCUGGUCAGCUCAUUGCUGGGCGCACAUGGAAGGGCUCUGUGUUUGGAGGUUUUAAGGGUAAAGAUGGAGUGGCUGAGAUGGUGCGAGCCUACCUGGAUCACAAGGUGAAGAUAGAUGAGUUCAUAACACAUAACUUGCCUUUGGAUCGCAUCAAUGAAGCCAUUGAAUUGUUGCAGGCGGGCAAAAGCAUCCGGACAGUCCUGAGUUUCACUCCACAAUAAGUCUAUAAUGGUUUCUAAUAAUUCCUUGAAAUCUUAAAUAUAAUUGACACUUUAUUUGAACUGAUUUUUAUCAAUUAAGACUUUACAGACAUCUUGAAUGCUCUUCUCUGUAAACACGAUAAAUAAAUGAGUCAGGAGAAAGAGGAAGUCCAGUGUUGCCAACCACUAUCUAUAUAUAAAUAUAUAUGUAUAUGUAUAUGUAUGUAUGUAUGUAUGUAUGUACAAACCCUGUUUCCAUAUGAGUUGGGGAAUUGUGUUAGAUGUAAAUAUAAACGGAAUACAAUGAUUUGCAAAUCCUUUUCAACCCAUAUUAAACUGAAUGCACUACAGAGACAAGAUAUUUGAUUUUCAAACUCAUAAACUUUAUUUUUUAUUUUUUGCAAAUAAUAAUUAAAUUAGAAUUUCAAGGUUGCAAAGUAGUUGGGAAAGGGCAUGUUCACCACUGUGUUUCAUCACCUUUUCUUUUAACAACACUCAAUAAACCUUUGGGAACUAACGAGACACAUUUUUGAAGCUUUUCAGGUGGAAUUAUUUCCCAUUUUUGUAUUAUGUACAGCUUAAGUUGUUCAACUGUCUCCGUUGUGGUAUUUUAGGCUUCAUAAUGCGCCACACAUUUUCACUGGAAGACAGGACUGGACUACAGGCAAGCCAGUCUAGCACCCGCACUCUUUUACUUUGAAGCCACGCUGUUGUAACAAGUGACAUGACAUUUUCUUGCUGAAAUAAGCAGGGGCGUCCAUGAUAACGUUUCUUAGAUGACAACAUAUGUUGCUCCAAAACCUGUAUGUACCUUUCAGCAUUAAUGGUGCCUUCACAGAUGUGUAAGUUACCCAUGCUUUGGGCACUAAUGCACCCCCAUACCAUCACACAUGCUGGCCUUUCCACUUUGCACCUAGAACAGUCCUGAUGGUUCUUUUCCUCUUUGGUCCGGAAGACACGACUGUCUCAUUUUAUUCAAAUAUGAUUGUGUAGACAAGCUGAAGAGAAAUGAAACUUGGCGUUAGAUUGGAAUUAGGUUGACCUACCAACUUCAGAGAGGAAUUGACAGAUGGCACAGAGCAAAGCAGGAAGUUGCUGUAUCCUCUGUAUUUGCAUGUGUUAAGUUCUCACCACAGGUGUUAGGUUUCCAACACAGCUGCUAAUACCCCAUCUUCCUUUAGUGCAGCUGUGUGUGUGUGUUUGUAAUGUAGGGCUUUGCCAAAUUAAUUAAAAGGCGAGGAGAGUGGAGAGAGUUUUCAGAGUAAAUUAGGAGCCUGUAACUGACAACUGCUCCAGUUACUCUCCUCGUACAAGAAAAGCAA